Molecule: messenger RNA, 950 nt
Organism: Symsagittifera roscoffensis
Lineage: Eukaryota; Metazoa; Xenacoelomorpha; Acoela; Convolutidae
Exons: 2
Coding region: 9-950 (313 amino acids)
Source: RefSeq, a predicted model, not a curated record
AAAUGUGAAUGUCGGACAUGAAUAACAACGCGGUGCUUAGCUCCGCCGUCACAUCGCCCUACAUAAAUUUUGCGGUCACACUUGGCGAGCUGGUCCGACAUGGUUGCAUGCUUGUCAGGCUCACAACUCCCCAGGGACCAGUAGGUGAAAUAGAUGUCAAGUUAGAGCGAACUAGCACCAAUAUUUCUAGUGUAGAAUAUCCGCAACAAGCUUCCGGUAUUAGUUCCAUUUCAAAAGUGACUGGGUCAGGAGUCAGUGAUGGAACUACAUUUCCUGGCGAUGCGCAGAUAGCUUCAUCGUCGUCGGCAGCACUCAGUAAUUCACUUGACUGUUUUAUUGGGAAUAUAGAUGAAACAGUUGGAGUAGCGACUGAAAAAUUUCGAAUUACAGCCAGAGAUCAACUACAGUUUUUAGUCCAACAGUUUUCAAAGCCAAGAAAACGAAGACGAAAAGUUGUUAGGAGGGAAUUGAUAGCUUUUAAAAAAGCAAUUUUAAGAGACUACAACAAUAGAGCAAUGAAGUUUCAAGUCAAGUUUGAUAAUUAUCGACAAGUUGUGCCUCCUGAAGAAUUGAUUCAGAGCACAAAACAUCGUACGCAUCAUACUCCGGUCACGAAUGCAUUCCAUGUUGUCAAUGAAACCGAACAUAAACAUCCAAUCAAGAGUCCAAAGUUGCAAAGGAGUUCUUCCUCUGGAAUUGGCCCCCGUGCUUCCACAAGUGCCUCCUCAUCAAAAAACACCUCACCCACCCGUCGUGUGACCAACUCCGAUCAGCGUCAACCAACUCCUAACUUGCCCCUAAGUUUACUGCCUACUGACUCUGCAAGAUCUCAAGAACAGGAGGAGAACAAUGCAGCUGCCCUGUCACUGGCGUCGCCGGUCGACCCCAUUGAUCAGUUCAUCAGUCUGGCUCCACCUCUCAACCCAAACCAAAUGCUACCUGGAGGCUAG